This is a messenger RNA of Linum trigynum, 1606 nucleotides long. The record is from the annotation of a GenBank genome assembly. NCBI's taxonomy places the organism in Eukaryota, Viridiplantae, Streptophyta, Magnoliopsida, Malpighiales, Linaceae.
AUUACACGUUUGGUCACUUGAAUUAUACAUAUUUUUCACGUUUGCCACUCAAAUUACUUUUUUUCUUAUUCGCCACUAACUUUAUGAAUCAUUUCACCGUUAGCACCGAAGAUUUACCAAGGAAGGAAUCGGCGGAUGCUGAGAUUCAGGUGCCUCUGGAUGACGGGCGCCCUGAACGGUGUGUACGCAUCUCCGCCCAUACAAGCGGUGAAGCGGUCGAGUCGUUAGUGGGAUUGUUGAAGGAGUUCGCGGAUCUUUUUGCUUGGAGCGCUCGGGAGAUGCUAGGAGUAAUCCGGAAGUUGCGGUGCAUCGCUUGUCAGUAGAAAAGGGUGUGCGCCCGGUGUAGCAGAAAAGAAGGCCUUUGUCGGAGGAGAAAGAGGAGGCGUUGCGCAAGGAGGUGGGAAAGUUACUCGAGGUCGGAUUUGUGGAGGAGGCGAAGUAUACGACGUGGUUGUCCAACGUGGUGUUGGUUUCCAAGGCGUUGGGCGACUGAAGGAUGUGCGUCGAUUACACAAGCAUGAAUCGGGCGUGCCCGUCGGACGCAAAUCUGAUGCCUCGCAUCGACCAGCUGGUGGAUGCGAUAGCCUACCACGAGACGUUGAGCUUCUUGGACAUGUUUUUCGGCUAUCAUCAUAUUCUCAUGUGCGAAGAGGACCGGGAGAAAACCGCAUUCAUGACCCCCUUCGGUAACUUCCGCUACAAGGUCAUGUCCUUCGGGUUAAAGAAUGUGGGCGCAACCUACCAGCGGAUGGUAAACACUGUGUUCCAAGGGCAGAUCGGGAGGAACGUGGAGGCGUAUGUGGAUGAUCUAGUGCUCAAAAGCAAGAGAAGAGAGGAGCACCUGAGGGACCUGCGCGAAACUUUCGAGACAAUGCGUGCCCAUUCCCUCCGUCUUAACCCGCUCAAGUGCCUUUUCGGCGCGGAGGCCGGCAAAUUCUUAGGCUUCAUGAUAACAAAGAGGGGGAUUGAAGCCAACCCGAAGCAAGUGGAGGCAAUUAGGCGCCUCGAGCCUCCGAGAACGCCAAAGGAAGUGCAAAGUUUAAACGGGCGCCUGACAGCAUUAGGGCGGUUCAUCCCACGAUCAUCCGACAAGGACGCUCCCUUCUUCCGGGUUCUGAAGAGGGCCGAUGAGGCGUUCGAGCAGUUGAAGAGCCUCUUAGUGGCGCCACUGUUAUGACGGCGCCCCGGGCAGCUGAAGUGCUAUACCUAUACAUUGCAGUGUCGCGUACGGCGGUUAGUGCGGUGCUCAUUUCGAGGGCGAUGGUAGAUUGAGAAGAGCGCCACUUGUACUACGUGAGCAAAGUGAUGACAGGUCCUGAGACGCGCUAUGCACCCAUUGAAAAGGCAGCCUUAGUUGUAGUCGCGACGGCAGAGAAACUGCGCCCAUAUUUCCAGGCGCAUAUUGUAGGCUCACGAACCUGCCAUUGAAAAGCACGCUGGGGUCCAUGGAUGUGGCAGGGCGCAUGGUGAAGUGGGCAGUGCAACUAAGCGAUUACGACAUCAAGUACGCGCCCCGUCCGGCGAUCAAGGCGCAAGUAUUGGCCGAUUUCGCAGCGGAAGGAGUUGUUAAUAGGGGAGAAGGGAUGAAUGAAAGUUGCAGGUCUAC